Molecule: messenger RNA, 825 nt
Organism: Nannospalax galili (Upper Galilee mountains blind mole rat)
Lineage: Eukaryota; Metazoa; Chordata; Mammalia; Rodentia; Spalacidae
Product: E3 ubiquitin-protein ligase TRIM31-like
Exons: 2
Coding region: 1-825 (274 amino acids)
Molecular function (GO): protein binding
Source: RefSeq, a predicted model, not a curated record
AUGGCCGGCCGGCUGCAGGAGGAGGUCACCUGCCCCAUCUGCUCUGACAUCCUGAAGGAGCCUGUCACCAUCGACUGCGGGCAUAACUUCUGCUCCCUCUGCAUCUCUCGAGUUGAGGGGAGGGCAGACAUUUUCCAAUGUCCCCUCUGCAAGGCUUCCGUGAGGAGGAGAACGUUCAAUACCAACUGGCUGUUGGUGAGUUUGGUGGAGAAAAUCCAAGCUAUGGAUGCGACCCCACCAGAAGAGGCGGAGCCGAGGUGUCAGAGGCACAGGAAGAAGAGCCCGGUGACUCUGGACCCGGCCUCAGCCCACCCAGACCUCAUCCUUUCCCAGGAUCUGAAGACAGUGACGCUGUACUUGGUAUCCAGGGGUGAUUCCGAGGAGCCCGAGGAUCAGCAACGCUUCUACCCUUUCCAGUGCGUGCUGGGCUCGCCCGGGCUCUCUGCGGGCAGUCGGGCCUGGGAGGUGGAGCUCGAAGGGCCCGAGGUCAAGGCCGGCAAGAGAGAGGGCACCUGCGAGGUGGGCGUGGCCUCGGAGCUGGCGCCCCGGCGGGGCUGUCUGCAGGUGAUGCCCCUGUCCGGCUUCUGGGCGCUCCGCAUCACCGGUUCGGGGUGCCAGCCGCUCACCGACAGCUUUCCCCGGGAGACACUCCAGGUCUGUCCCAGGAAAGUGGGCGUCUACGUGGACCAUGACUUCGGGGAGGUCGUCUUCUUUGACGCGGCCACCAACAAUCACAUCUACACCUUCCGGGCAUCUUUCUCUGGGCAGGUCUUCCCCUUUAUCCGGAUCCUGGUCCCAGGCACCCAGAUCACCCUGAGCCCCUAG